AUGAACCCACUCUUAGCGCGAGACUACGAGGUCCCGAAGAAGCCCAUUUUUCUUCUCGAGGGCCGAGAUGUGGUUCAGAGCACCGAGGCAUCCGCCUUCGUCUCGAACAGCGUCACUGAUAGUGUCAUGUACAGCACCAACGGUAACCUCGGCCUGCGACACCUGAGCGAGGUGGAAAGGGUCGGCUUCAAGACGGAGGUUCUGAUGAAUGGCGUCUACCACGAAGAGCCGACUGACAUAUCGGAGUACAUGGGCAUUCCUCGCACUAAUCAGGUGGGGGCGAGUAUCUGCACGGUCGACUUUGACUGCAUGCUGGACGGUGAAUCAGGUACGCUGUCGUCGAUCCCAUCCCGAAAGCUGAACCUCGACGACGGUGCGUAUCGCAGUCAUUGUACCGACGUCAUGAGCGCCGAUGGGGGGCUCAUCUUCGACACAAAGUACGUGCGUACAGUCGGGCUCAGCGACCUGAGCACGUGGGGUGCACAAGUGUGCUACAGCGACUUCCGACUCGGCGCCAAGGGCUCGCCGGUGUCUGUGGGCAGCGACACUAAAAUCGGCUUCGGCAACUGCGUGGCGGGCGCCGGCGCGCCGCACAGUCCUAGUUUGGAUAGCAUGUCCGACGGGACCCUGCAGAUGCAUUCGCCACACGUGACGUACUGCCCGCACAGCGACCUGGAUUAUCGCAUCGAGCUUGUCGUGCUCAUCUCCAUUGACCAGGAGUGCUGGGAUGUUGCCCACCAACAAAUGGAUCGCGUGCAUCAGUGCUCGCUGACCUCGGACAAGGAGGUGACUACAUUCACGGAGGUGGAGUGUGUGGUGAAGUACGGCGACACAUAUCGCCCGCUGCAGGCGGAGGUGGAGGGCACCCCAUGGGUUCGCGAAACCGAAAGCGGCACGACGUCGCCGUUCUCGCGCGAUCGGUACAAUGUGAGCGCGGGCGGCGGCAGCAGCUACAGCAAUACAGAAAGCAAGGAGCACGGUAAUGGCGACCGGGAUGGCGGCAGCAACUCCGUCUUUCUUCGACCAGGCUCGUGGCACUACCACACCUUCCACAGCCCCAACAAGGCGCAGAAGUCGUACGUGAUCAAGAAGCGAUUCAUAAUGCCACUGACGCCCGAGACGGUGCCAGAUAGCGUCGUGCUGACCUUCCGUGCCUGCCACAAGCGCGAACCUACAGAGCAGCGCCCGCGAGCGCUGCCGACGAUUGAGGAGAUGAUUGCGGAUCAGAAGGCUGCGCUCCAGUUGUUCUGGAAGACGUUCGACGCGGAUGUCAAGCUGCAAGACGAGCUGAGUCCCAGCCGCAGCUCGCUGCCCUUUGUGUACAACGCGUUUCGCAUGUUUAUGAUCAGCCACGGUCUGGAGGGUGGGCUGUCGCGCUCUGGGCUCUCGGCCGCCGGCGACGGGCUGCAGUUCAACCUGUCCGAGUACAUCUACUAUGGACUCUACUACCUUCUCACACAGCCGGAGGCGUGCUUGCGACUGCUCAAGAGCGUCUACCACAUGCUGCCACAAUCGCGGAAGUACGCGCGUGUACUCGCCAUGAACCGUGGCGCCGUAUUUCCACUGAACACGAUCAGCGGCGUUCACUCCACGCAUGCCGCCAACGUGAGCAACGCUCGCUUCCACGUGAACGCCGAGAUCGGCUUCCUCAUCGCCCUCUACGACGAGGCCGCAGAGAGCAUCUCGGCUGAGGAUCGGCUGCUGCUCCUCGAGCUGAUGAUGGAGUCGGCUCGCAUCUGGCCGCAGUGUGGGGAGUGGCAGGACGACCACACCGUCUUCCGCCUUGACAACAUUGCCGGUACGGAUGAGUACAACAGCAACGCCUCGGGCAACUUCUACGUCAACAUCUCCGCGCGGAGGCACAUCGCCUCCGCCUUCUCGUUUCUCGACCGUCAGCGUGAGCACCUUACCGAGGAGCAGCUGAACAGCGUCUUCGCUUCGCUAGCGAUGACCCGGCACGAGAUGGCCGAGCUGCAGGCCGUCGGCGACGGCAUCGUUUUGCCGCAGCGCCACGAGCGACUCGGUGUGUACAUGGUGCAUGAUAACUUCGACACCUUGAUUGACUGGGGCAACGAGCGGGCCAUGCACCCGCUUCACCUGAACUACCACCCGAUCCACAUCUAUCGACGUAAGCUCAUCGACGUGCCCGAAGUGCUACUUGGCAUGCUGCUCUACCCCGACGAGUUCGAUCAGCGCGACUUUCAGCAGAACUUCGAGUACUACCUCCCACUCUGCACGUUUGACUCGCCUGAGUCGCUGUUUGUGAUGGUGCACGCGCUCUGCCGCGCGCGGUCGAACUUCUCGCAGCCGAUGCCACUUCUGCGCUCCUUGGCGAACAUCGAUCUCGACAACAUUGUCUACUCCGCCGAGGGCGGCCUACACUUUAGCGCCAUGGCCUCGACGCUGCCGGGGCUCAUCUUCGGCUGCGGUGGGGUGCAACUUUCCCACAAGGGGCUGCAGGUGCGCCCCAUCCUUCCCGCCAGGAUCGAACGGUAUUCCUUCACGAUCAAGUGGCGCGGCGCGGUGCUGCGCGUGCUGGUGGACCGCGCGAACAUCACGUACGACCUCCUCUCGGGUGCGAGCCUGCGCUUCAUCCACGGCACCCCCGGUGAGCGCAUCCACCUUCACACCGGCUUUGGGCGCUGCCCCGAAACGACGCACCUCGCCAUCCCGCGCACGAGCCAGAGCCAGGUGGCGCAGUUUGACGGUGUUGUGCUUCUCUCCGACUGCCUCUUCGACAACCUUCUUGAAUACAGUUACCGCUCGUGGUACAAGACGCUGGAGACGCUCUUCGACACCUACCGGAUGCUGCACAACCGGCCCAUCCCCUCGCUCACACCAGAGGAGUUCAUCGAAAAGGUCGUCUACCAGCACGAGGACGGCGAGAUUUCGUUUAGCGGCAUUGAUCAAAUAUUGCAGCGUCGUGGUCUGUGCCUAGAGCUCGGCACCCCGGAAGAUGCCGAGAUCGUUGAGACGCGGUACGGCUUGGCGAAUGCAAAAUUGGCGGAGAUGACGGAGAUGGUGGUCAUGUCGCCGCCACCCGUCAAUGCCGGCCUCUUUUGCCUGCUCAAGGGCCUGGUGGAGAACGGUGUGGCGCUGGCUGUGGUGUCAUACAGCCGGACGCUGAAGCAGCUGCUCGCCUCAAACCCGCAGUUGGCGCGUCUCUUCGUGGCCUCCAUCGACGGCGAGGAGGCACACGAUUGGAAGAUAAAGGGACAACCUCACCUCGACCUGUACAUGCGGGCCGCCGAGAAGAUCCACGUGGACAUUAACCGGUGCCUCGUGAUUAGCCACCACCUGGACCGCGGAUUUAACGCGAAGGAGAUGUCGAAGUUCCGCAUGUUCAUCGAUGUCGAGGACCCGUUUGUGAGUUCGCGCUUCCUUAGCAGUCAGUACCCGUCCUUGACGCCGGAGGAGUCGAAAGAGACCGGCCGAGACAAUCCUGUCGUGUGCCGUCUGGAGCUGUCGCGGAUUCCGUCGUCGAUCGACGAGUUAGAGGACAUGGUGGACGGUCGAAAACUGUGA
Leishmania major strain Friedlin is the source of this 3525-nucleotide messenger RNA. RefSeq lists its product as hypothetical. The record is from RefSeq and is a predicted model, not a curated record. The transcript has a single exon. NCBI's taxonomy places the organism in Eukaryota, Euglenozoa, Kinetoplastea, Trypanosomatida, Trypanosomatidae. Gene Ontology annotation, molecular function: catalytic activity. Gene Ontology annotation, biological process: carbohydrate metabolic process. Bases 1 to 3525 code for a protein of 1174 amino acids.